Molecule: messenger RNA, 6349 nt
Organism: Alosa alosa (allis shad)
Lineage: Eukaryota; Metazoa; Chordata; Actinopteri; Clupeiformes; Clupeidae
Gene: prr14
Product: proline rich 14
Exons: 9
Coding region: 433-4176 (1247 amino acids)
Source: RefSeq, a predicted model, not a curated record
GUUGGUUAUGAUGUGUUAUGUUUUGGCGCUUUUGUGUAGUCGGAGUUCACCACGUUGGUUUCGCCUGAGCUUCGGAUUCUGAAGUCGUGUUGCCAGCAACAUAGAACUAGACUAGGCGAGCAGAAUCAACACCACACAAUAGGCAUUGUUCAACUGUUGCAAAUGUUCUGUGUAGUAACGUUAGCAGGCUUUGAGGUUGAUGUCUAGCUGGGUUUUAUUUUUCUCGAUAGCAUGAGUAAAGAGAAUAAACAUUGUUUUUUACAUCAACGACGUUAGGUCUAUGUAGAUAGCCAUCACUCUGUUUUUGUUGAUGUCUUGGCUAUCUGGUUUAUGACAUUAACAUUUUUGAAUGACAACAGAGCUCAUAUAUUUCCCAUUAAGCAUAGUGCUAGGUGCUAGUUAAAACAGGUAGCCUAAUUGGGGAUUAGGGAGAUGUUGACAUCCCCCUCUCAGUUGCUCCCUCAGAUUGUCCGUCCAGUGGAAGGAGAGGCCAAGGGCUCCCCUUCCACUCUCUGCAUAUCCCAUGACAUGGAACCCAAACCCCAAAUUCCCCCUCAUUCCUCUGUCUCAUCCAGCUGUGACAAUGGAGAAGGGCAAGCUGAGAAGAGGCACAGUGAAAGACUACAGGCAACCCCAAAGGAGGGCAGGAAUAAACCCAAAGCCCGCAAGGCUGCACCAAAACAGUCCCAAAUAGUAGCAUCCACAAAGAGAGUGGGGAACGGAAGAGUGGCAGGUUGUGGGGAUGAAAACACUGCAAUUAGCAAAUCAUUUAAACGCAAAGAUAUAAAAGGCCCUAGUCAGAAUAUGGCGCCACCCUCGGCCAAAAACCAAAUGGACUGCACCACCACUGACAAGUCCAAGCAGGUGCUUGAGUCCUGUGAAACGGCAAAGGACAAAGACCCUGCUGCAAAGGGCUGGGUCAUCGGCCCCUUGUUGCACUCUUUCAAAUCCAAGAUGUCAAGCUUCUCAGAGAUCGUGAUGAGCCCUGUCCGUCUUUUUAAACCUACUGACUUGCCGCCCUCAGAUGCAAAAGGGACGGAUGAUGGGGAAGCUUUGAGUUUUAGCAAAACGGCAGACAACAGCAAUGAUCCCAUUCACAAUCAGCAGGCCUACGUGUCCAAGACACUGCAUUUUGAUGGAAGUUCAAAUGAGGUCACAGUAGAGCAUGAACAAGCGGGCACAGAGGGAGAAUUGAAAGUCAAAAUGGAGCGACCAGAAGGUGAACAUAAGUCUGCCUCUUUUCGCUUGACACGAGGUGCCUUGCUAAGGGCUGAAGGGCCGGCUUGCCCAGACCCACUUAAAUCUCAGAAUAAUCAGUCUGUCCGGCACAGUCCCGCUGUUCUGUGUGGCAACUCCAGUUCCUCUAAUAACGUUUCAGAAAGGCAGACUCUACAGAGACGUCCUCAAAUCAGACAGGCUGCCCAGAAGAAAUCAGUCUCGCCAGACUAUGCCAUGAAGACAAGCGCUGUAUCCUCUGCCGAGUCUUGUCGAGUUUUGUUUCACAAUCUAAAGCAGUUGAAGAAUGUAGAUGACCUGCAAGAUGUGAAGACAAGCAGUUUGUCUGAUUCCUCUGUGUUUUACACCCCUCCUGACUCAUUCUCCAAAGAUGGGGGAACACCGGAGCAAGAGGACCUUAAGGAAAGCACCCCCAUUCAGAACACACAGAUUCGUUCAAGCCCCAGAAAGCUGCCCAAGAGCAUCUCUGUUACUCCAGCACCGUUCCCAGUGAAGCGGGAAAGUAGCCGGCAGAAAGUUACAGGGAGAAAAGUGACAUUUGAUAUAAAAGUCCAAGUAGAAGAUGAGGAGGAAAAAGUUGAAAGUCAGAGAAGUAGUGAAGAUGAAGAGUUGGGCCUGGCACCUGAGUCUUCACCUGAUGCUGAGGGCAUACUGAGACGACCCCAACUCAGGCAGAGGAAGCGAACAAGAAAGCCUCUCCAAGCGGACCCCGAGUUGUCUGGGAAGGCAAAGAGAAGAGUGAAAGCCGGAAAAGUUGAGGGAGCUACAAGGAGAAGAGGUAGAAAUAAAGAUGUGGCACCAAAAGAAUCCUUGAGCGAAUGGCUGGAAACCUCCGAGAAGAUUUUGUACACACAGACAACAGACCGUGAGCUGACUGACUCGGGAAAAGAUCUGCUCUCAAAUUCCCAGUCAACAGCAGAUACAGAAAUGCCAGAGAUGAAUGUGUCAGAUGCUGGUCUAAAGUUUGAAGGCAGCAGUAGAUUGACAAGAGGACAGGCCAAAUCAAAGCAGUCAACACCUGCCACAGUGAAAGUUGACCCACUUGAAAAUGAGUAUGCUGAUAUUUUUACUGAUUGCCUUGCUGUUAGCUUUUAUGCAGAAAACGAUAAGUCACUUAAUGACAAAAGCAUCAAUGGAAGAGACAAAGAGGACGGAAUCACUGGUUCAUUGUCUCGAAAGCCCAGGCAGCGGGCAAAGCAGACCGCUGCUUCGGAUGACAGCAGCCUAGUGACGAGCAAAUCCACAUUGAAAUCGGAAGAUGACCGCAGCUCUGUUUUUUCACCCAACAUGGAGAACUCCUCUGGGUCAUUCCUGAGCUCCCUAGCCCAGUCAAACUCCAAGAGUGCCAAAGGCAGUAAGAGGAGGCUGAUGAAGAAAUGGGGUCAGAUGUACGGUGAGGAGCUUCCCGAUGACUCCCCGUCUGCCUCGAUUCUCAAGCUGGAUAACACCAUCUCUGAGAUGUGUGUCAGUGGAGAGAAGAAGAGGCAAGAGGAGUCUGUGCAGACCCAGAAGGACAACAACUCAGAUGAAGUCGAAAAGACACCGUCCAAAAGAGAGUGUGGUAAAGCGCUCAAGAGGAAGUCCCCGUCGCCUUCCACAAAGGAGAGCCGUGUGGAUGGCACUGAAAACGGAGAGGAGGACGACGAUGCUUUUAUAGACACGGAGAGGCCCCCCGAGGCCACAGCGUCAGGUAGCGGCUCCAACCGCCUCUUGCGGAGCUACUCCUGCCCAGAGAUAGCCUCUCUCUCCCACCACGAACAGCUCUGGAGAUCCCCUACUCUCCUCCCGCAUGGCCGAGCUCCCCCAGUGCCCGCUCCGCACCAUCCCGUCGUGCACCCCACCCUACACCUUCCUCCCUCGCCCUCCAAGCGCACCCGUCGACACACCGUCUGCAGUGUAGAGAUAGAGAGGGAGAUUGCACCACUGUGUCUCCGUAAGGAGGUGUAUCCCACCGGUAGAUGCGGCCUCUACGGCAGCCCGUCCCACCCGCUCUGUCCCAGCACGGCCUCCCCGUCCACCUCCUUCACGGCCCUCGUUUCCAGCUUUCUGUCCAGUCCCCUGGCUUUUCUGUCGAGGAGAUCCGACAGAGGGAAACGCAAGGCCCAUGAGGACGAUAGCCUUAUCACCUCCUCCACCUCCUCCUGCCCACUAAGUCCCAGUGUAACCCCACCCUGCUCCACCUCAUCCCCUCCCUUUGCGUUGGGCCCAGCCGUCCACCACUCGCUUGCUGGUUUCACAUGCAGUGCCCCACCCAGAUCAAGUCUUUUUUCAGCCUCUGUAUCGCCAGGCUGCAGCAGCCAUUUUCAGGUCUCCUCAGAGGGAGAGGAUGAUUCUGGGCAGCAGUCUGAAGAUGGGGAGGAGAACGUGGGUAAUCUCAGUCUCGAUCUGCUGUCGAGAGAAAUGCCUGAGGAAAAAGCUCUCUCUGAUUCAGAAAUGAAGAUGGAAACAAAGCAAGGUGAACAGGGAAAGGUUUCAUCUAUACGCAUUCGUAAAACUUUGCCUAAGCCUCUUAAUAACCUGACACCAAUGGGUCUACCCAAACUUAUCAGGCCAAAGAAGAAAGAGUUCAGUGUUGAGGAAAUCUAUACCAACAAAAACUUUACCAAACCUGCAGAAGGACGUCUAGAGACCAUCUUUGAAGACCCACUCAAGCGGCGUGAUGGCUCCCAUUGUCUGCUUGGGCAGAAACGAGUGAAGCGGUUUGUUGAAUUCCCUGAAAUUGGCAAGGUUAGAAAGCUCCGGAAGCCACUGGUCAUUGCAGGUACCGGUAGCAGCACCCAGAAGACGGUUGGGCAGUCCUCAGGUGGACGACCCCGGCGUGGAAUGUGGUCCACCUCCAAGGAUGACCCCCAACCGUCCCCAGAGGACCUGGACUCCCUUCUGUGCUCCAAAUUGGAUCAGCUGGACUCUCUGAUGGCUGUGGAUGAGGGCACCAGCUGAGACAAAAAAAAACAAAACAAUGCAGGCGAUUGGCGAUCUCCAGCACUUUGGAAGAUCCCUCCAGAUCCAGAUACCUUUUUUUUAUUAUUUAGUUUUAUAUGUUUGAAGACCUCCCUCCAUUAUUAGUUGUGUGUUUUCAUUAAAUUGUAUUUUUGUAUGUUUUAAUUUGUAUGUUUGGUUUUGUUCGUUUGAUUUUACUUGACUAUACUUCUGCCUUCUGUUUUAUGCAUUUGUUUUUUUUUUUUACUUGUGCUUGUCUCAAGCAUGCAGCAAAAAUACAAUGCAUACUUUAUUUGAAAUGAGCUACUAUAAUUAUACAUCUUUUAAAUUACUGUUCUAGGGUAGUCCUAGUAUGGGUGAAUGUAGGUAUGUGUGUAUAUAUGCUUUUGGCCUCCACUUAUUUGGUUCAGCCAUUUCCAUGCCCAUUGCCUUGCAGAUGUAUAGAAAGACCCAUAUAGUUACAGUUAUGGCAUAGCUUCGGUACAUUAAGUUAGAUUACUUAUAGUCACAGCACAGGGAGUGUCUUUCUCAUGGUAAUAUCCUCUUUGUAAACGGGGCAAUAAUUUCACUCAUAGCCUUCUAUUACCAACGCACCCUUUAAGAACACAACCAAAAAGGCCAUCUGUGUGCUCUGUAUUUAUUUAAUGUGCCAAAACCUUUCGUGCAGCUCAUCCAGGCCUAUCGAUUGACUAUUUUAUAGUGCUAUUCAAGUAAAGGACAUGCACAUGGGUCACUGAUCAAGGCAUAGAGCAACAUGCCAUUUUCUAGCACUCACUGUAUGUAGUGGCUUCAAAUCAAACAGAAGACCAUUCAUUGCUUCAUUCAACCGCUGCUUUUGAAGUCCUGUGCUUUGUCAAACUUUGUUGGUUUGGUUCUUUGUCAAAUGGCAGCUCAAACUUGCACCAGUCUCAGCAUUUUAAAGAGAAGUUAUUUUGCCUCAGUAAUAUUGCAUGGGUUAUGUAUUUUGUUUAUACAAAUCAAUGUGGCAUCAAGGUGAAUGUAAGUGUUAAUAUAACCAUUAAAAUGGGAUUUUGUUUAAUAUCCCCUUAACAACAACAACAGUAAGACUAACCUCAGAAAUAGCUACUCUUUAUAUCUUAAAUUAAAUUCACCAACCUGCCAUUUGAUAUGAAAGUUUCUCCCAUGUUUUCAUCAGGACAAUGAACAGCAUUUUCAGGGUUUUUUUUGUUUUUGUUUGUUUAAUUCAGUGAGGAGUUUGGUGAUCUGCUCCAAUCACGUAAACGAUUUUGAGCCACCUUUUGAAAAUCAAGAUCCAAUUGUCUGAUGGCGUUACAGGAUCAGUUUUAUGUUACCUGAAUGAAUGCAGUUUAGUACAAGUCCUUUAGUUUGCUACGAUCAUUUUGUGAAACAUUUAAUUCAAUCAUUCUGUAUAUUUUUGAUAAUGUGGAUGGCAUGUAUAGGAGAGCUCAUAUUUUGUAUCUUUUGUCAUGUGUAUAUAUAGGGGAUAAUUGUCUGGAGUUUUAAAAAUGUUUUAUAUGAAUAAAUGUAAGUUCUCUUCUAUGUAAAUUUUUAAUCUACAUUAAUGCAUUCAUAUUGGUUUUGACAAAGAUACCUUCUUUUUUGACAUAUGCCUGUUGACAACGGUGCUGUUUUAUCUUUUUUUUAUUGGAGAAGUACUGAAAACAUGCAAUGUACAAAUUACAUAUAUAAAAGAAGGUUUUGAAAGCACAAAAAUACAUUUUUAUAUUCACACGGUAUGUAACAGAAUAGAAAUGUUUAACAGUGUGAAUCAAUGCUAAAAGCAGUCUUGGAUGGUGUUCGGACUGACCAGAAUGUCUCAUGAGAACUAACCAUGCAAAGUUUCAAAACAUGAUUUUGUAUUUUUGUGUAAAUGUAUGCCUACAUCACGUUAUGGAGCUAGAAGGCCCCAAACAAGUUUCUAUUUACAUCCCCUUUGGCCAAGUGGCUGGGCUUCUCUCUGAUGGGCAUUCCCAUGUUUGUAACAGUACAAUGGAGGGGGACCCACUUAGUUAUUACAGUUCUAUAACAGGUCAGCCACAGUCCAUAAGAAUGGUCUUCAUGGUGCCAAAAUUAGAGGAAUGAUUUGUGAGUUGAUUGCAAAGUGUAGCACUCUGAGCUCAGUCCGUCCAGCAGGGCAAUUGUAUCUUAACAUGCGCUGUUUGUCCAAUAAAAGUAUUUAUCUCAAAUGCCA